Molecule: messenger RNA, 12972 nt
Organism: Ceratina calcarata
Lineage: Eukaryota; Metazoa; Arthropoda; Insecta; Hymenoptera; Apidae
Gene: Dhc1
Product: dynein axonemal heavy chain 1
Exons: 32
Coding region: 21-12965 (4314 amino acids)
Biological process (GO): microtubule-based movement
Cellular component (GO): axonemal dynein complex
Molecular function (GO): ATP hydrolysis activity; dynein intermediate chain binding; ATP binding
Source: RefSeq, a predicted model, not a curated record
GACGUCGAAGACUCGUCGAGAUGACGGAAACCACGGAGGAGGCCAGAAAACGGCGAGAGGAAUGCGAAAGGAAGGCGAGAAGAGGGGAGAUGGAUCCCCGGCUCGAAUUCGCUUUCCAGUUACUGAUGAACGCGACGGAGUUGUCACGUCACGAGGUAAUGGAUCACGUUUUCGAGGGUGGCAUGCUGGACGAAAUUAAUCAACUGUUCCUGCCACACAUGAGAUCCACGCUCGUCUGGUAUUACCAGGAAGUGAGAGAGCCUGAGACCUCGCGUCCUCCUGAAACGGUACAACCGAAAACGUCGAGUUCGAGGUCAGGUGCCAGUGCAUCGUUGCCAAAGGUCAAAGAGCAAAAGGAAAUAAAAGAACCGGGGAAGAAGAAAUUGUUUUUAACCGAUGGAUGGCAGGUCCCUUGCACCGGAACAUGUAUUUACAUGUUCAGAUUGAACGUGGCGAAGCAAUUGCCUGAGGAGGGAUUCCAGAAGGACCUUUACACAGGUGUAAUUGACACGAAGAAGGUCGGGAUAAUAACGGCGAUACAAAGAGUCGUUGAAUACGUAUUUAUGGACGCGCUUGCACAUCCUGGGUCCGAGGGAGAAGACAAUUGCCCGAUGAUAAAGAGUCUUCUGUUACCUGGGCUAAGGUCGUUCUGCAGCGCACUAAAAGUGUGCGAGCAAGUGGCCCAGGAAGGUCGUAUAUUCGAAGACGGUGAGGCUCUGAUGGGAGAAGUGCACAAUUUCGAGGAAGCAAAGGCGUUCGUAAUAAGAGAGAACGCAGUGAACAUCGUGGAAGAGAGGGUGAAGACGUGGGUGAAAAGAUUGAAGGAUUUCAUGGUAGAGAGCAAACAAGUGAAACGGGAGAACGACACUUCCGGACCGCAGCAGGAAUUGGAGUACUGGAAAAGGAGGGGAGCUCAGUUUAGUCAACUAGUCAACAAACUGCAGGACCAUGAAAUACAAAUGUCGCUUCUCUGCUUGCAAGUAGCUCGUUCGAAAUUGAUAAAAGAUUGGGUCGACGCUGAGAGCGAAGUGACUUAUUGUUAUAACGAAGCUAAGGACAAUGCGAAAUUUAUUCAGGCCUUAGAAAAAUGCUGCCACUGUUUAUAUCUGGACGAUCCAAUAAAAAUGAGAGAUUCCCUCGUCUCGCUGUUGCAAACGGUUCGACUGAUAUACAGCGUCUCGAGAUACUAUAACACUUCGGAGAGGACUAGUUCGUUGAUGAUUAAAAUCACGAACCAGAUGAUCGUCGCUUGUCGAGAUUACGUGACGAACAGAGGUCGGGAGACUGUCUGGGGCCAGGAUCGAGCGAUGGCACGGUCUAAGUUGAAACAUUGUCUCAGAUUGAACAAAGCUUAUAGAGAGACCUACAGAUUAGUUCGAUGCUCGCCAGCUGUGACUGAACAAGAGUUCUCGUUCUCGGAGACUCACGUUUUUGGAAGGUUCGAUUCGUUCUGCGACAGGAUACGAAAGAUAUUGACUAUGUUCGAGCUGAUACAGGACUACAAGAGCCUUUUCGAGCGGAGGAUGGAGGGCCUUUUAUUAGGCGAAGCAUUGGACGAGGCGGUAAAAACAUUCGAAGAAGCCGAGGGGAUUGCGACGACCAAGGCUUACGAUUAUUUGGACCCAAGGAACGUUGAAUUCGACAGGGAUUAUGAUGAUUUCAUGGGAAAAACCGACGCCUUGAAAGAAAAUAUCGGUGAUAUUAUCGAGAAGAAUUACGCAGAUGUAUGGGAAACGCUUCAGGGUAUACGAUUCCUGACUCGAUUCGAAAAAGUGAGUGAAAAAAUUCCAUUGACGAAGCUGGAUGAGAAGUAUAAUAUAGUAGUAAAAUAUUGUGACAGAGAAGUAGAUAGAAUAUUAAAAUUAUUUAAAAGACAGAGGGACGAUCCUCCGUUACCGAGGCACAUGCCAGCUAUAGCUGGAAGAUUGACCUGGGCUAACUCAUUAAAAGUCCACCUAGAUGAAUUAGCUACGUCGGUUUCUAAUCACCCAGUACUGAAAACACUUCCGUUAACAAUGGAAUUAGAGAAAAGGUACAAUUACGCUCUUAGCGUUUUGAGUCAGUACAAGUCGGACAUCGCCGAGGUGUGGACACAUCAAAAUUCGUGGGUGAUCGAGGAUUGUCUAAAACGAUGUUUGCUGGUGAUAGACGAUAAAACUGGGAAGAUUAAAGUGAAUUUAGAGAGCCGCGUUGUCCUCCUCCUCCGAGAAGCCGACUGCCUAGCCAAGCUGAACCUCGAUAUUCCAAUCGUCGCGUUAACUAUUCUAUCAAAAAAGGAUCAUUUCACGGUGAUCAACGACUCUCUGCAACUGAUGAUAGAGGAAUUCGUACGUACAGCGAAACGGGUGAAACUAGAAGUGAGACCACUGUUAUUGCCCCAUUUGGUAAAGAUCGCAUCUCUACUGGAGCCUGGUUUAGUCUCGUUGACCUGGACUAGCCCGGAGUGGAACGAAUUUUACCAAAAUACUAAACAGCAAAUUAAGGAAUUCGAUAUUCUGAUCACGCGGGUGCACGAUGUCUAUGAUAAUAGAAUUCUACGGGUGCUGGCGACUAUGCAAAAGAUCACGCUGCAUUCUUUGCCGGAAACUGAUCAACCGUGGUCGAUAGAAGAAUUCGUCGAGGAGAUCGAAGAGAUAUGCAGGCUCGCGGCGGUAGAUCUGUAUCGCAAGAACAUGAUGGUGGAAGAGGCUGUGGAGGAAGUGUUAGAACUCGUUAAGAACGCCGCGGAGAACUUGAAGUCCGUCGCUAAUUCCAAUCAGUUCAACUUGUUUAAUAUCGAAGAAAACGGAGAAGUGGAGCAGGCGGCAUCGCAAGAUUGGUCGCUGAUCUGGAACUUGUUCGACAACCCUCACCAAUUGUUGGCAACACCCGGUAGCUUACCGAAAGGAAUGCAAGACAUGGUGUUGAACGCCGUGUCGGAGAUGAGGCGGUAUUAUUCUAGGAAAGUCGUGGACGUUCUGAUAAAGGUUACCAGGAGCUCGCUGGACGCCAUCAGGAAACGGUUCAUUCGCGAAUUCGAUCCAGGCAUGCUCAGUAUUUCAUUAAGGGGCCUUACCAGUAAUUCUUGGAAUCAGGGUUACCCGCGGAGAAAUUUCGCGGACAUCGUGAUGCGAGCACAGAUGCAGGCAGCGAAGAAGAAGCAAGAGGAGGUCGAGGAUCCAAAAGUCAGAAGGCGGAGAUUGUACAAAAUCCUUUCGGAGGAGAGACCACUGUUUCCGGUUCAGGAACAGAAUUUUCACACAAUGGUGAUGGACAACAAAGAAAUUAUGAAACUGUUGUCUAUACUGAACACAUGUAUGCAGGAAUUCAAGCCGGAUUUGACAGAAUUUAUUAAUAGAUGGAAGCCUUACAAGUUUCUCUGGAAGAAUGAGAGGAGUAUACGGGAAUUGUUACACAUCAGCUUGGCAGAGUUCGAGGCCACGCUUCGGAAGCACAGUGAGCUUGAGGAUCUCUUGGCCACCGAACCGGAUAUGGUCAUUUUCGGCAGUUCGAUUGCCGUGUCAACGGAAAAAUUAAAAUACGGGCUGUACACGGAAAUCAAAGGUAAAGCAGUGAACAUUGAGGACAUCAACAACGAAUUAAUGGAGUUUCAAAACCGGUGUCGGAAACUGCCUAAGGGCCUGAAAGAAUGGCCAGCGUUCUUCGCCCUAAAGAAAACCAUCGACGACUUCAACGACAUGUGCCCGUUGCUAGAAUUGAUGGCCAACAAAGCUAUGAAGCCUCGUCAUUGGCACAGAAUCAUAGACGUGACGGGUUACCCGUUUGACCUUGAAAGCGAGGGUUUCUGCUUGAAGAACAUCCUCGAGGCGCCUCUAUUGAAAUACAAAGAGGACAUCGAAGAUAUCUGCAUAUCAGCGAUGAAGGAGAAAGACAUCGAAGCGAAAUUAAGGACCGUAGUGAACGAAUGGUCCUCCCACGAACUGACGUUCAUGACGUUCAACAACAGAGGCGAAUUAUUGCUGAGAGGAGACACUACGGCCGAGACGAUUGGCCAGCUCGAAGACAGCCUGAUGGUUCUUGGUUCCCUGAUGUCGAACAGAUACAACGCACCGUUUCGUAAACAGAUACAGCAAUGGCUCUCUGACUUGUCUAAUACCAACGAAAUUUUGGAAAGGUGGUUGCUGGUGCAGAAUAUGUGGGUUUACCUGGAGGCUGUGUUCGUUGGGGGCGAUAUAGCGAAACAGUUGCCGAAAGAAGCGAAGAGGUUCAGUAAGAUCGACAAGAGUUGGCAGAAGAUCAUGCAGAGGGCGCACGAGACUCCGGGCGUAGUGCCUUGCUGCGUCGGGGACGAUUUGCUGAAGCAACUUCUCCCGCAUCUGCAGGAACAGUUGGAAUUGUGCCAGAAAUCUCUGAGCGGCCAAACCAGAGGAAUACCUCUAGAAAAACCGGUGAGGGCGGAAGGCUCGGUGGAGACUUGGUUGACGCAGCUUUUACAAACGUCGCAACAAUCCUUACACUCAAUAAUCCGGCAGUGUUACUUCAUGAUCAACGACGUGAACUUUAACUUACUCGGUUUCCUGGACAAAAUGCCCGCGCAAGUCGGUCUGUUGGGAAUCCAAAUGAUCUGGACCAGAGACAGCGAGUCGGCAUUGGCUCAGGCCCGCGCGGAUAAGAAAAUCAUGACCGAGACGAACAACAGAUUCCUGGAUCUCUUGAAUACGUUGAUCGAUCAGACAACCAGGGACCUUGCGAAAAUCGAGAGGACGAAGUUCGAAACUCUGAUCACGAUUCACGUCCAUCAACGUGACAUCUUCGAUAUUUUAUGUCGUAUGAACGUGCGAUCGGUGAACGAUUUCGAGUGGUUGAAACAGUGCAGAUUUUACUUCAAAGAGGAUCUUGAUAAAACGUCGAUUCUCAUAACGGAUGUGAACUUUACGUAUCAAAACGAAUAUCUGGGAUGUACAGAACGACUCGUUAUUACUCCAUUAACAGACAGAUGUUACAUAACUCUGGCACAGGCUCUGUCAAUGUCCAUGGGUGGUUCGCCCUGUGGUCCGGCGGGAACCGGCAAAACGGAGACCGUGAAAGACAUGGGGAAGACCUUAGCAAAAUAUGUGAUAGUGUUCAACUGUUCCGAUCAAAUGGACUAUAGGGGGUUGGGACGGAUUUAUAAAGGACUGGCGCAGAGUGGUUCUUGGGGCUGUUUUGAUGAAUUCAACAGGAUCGAACUGCCAGUGCUGUCCGUCGCUGCUCAACAAGUGGCAGUCGUACUCGCAGCGAAGAAGGAGAAGAAAAAGCAGUUCGUGUUCACCGACGGAGAUCUGAUAGAUAUGUGCCCCGAACUUGGCAUAUUUAUAACAAUGAAUCCUGGAUACGCUGGGAGGAAAGAGCUGCCGGAAAACCUGAAAAUUCAAUUCCGAACCGUCGCGAUGAUGGUACCUGACAGGCAAAUCAUCAUUCGGGUGAAGCUGGCCAGCUGCGGUUUCCUGGAGAACAUCACGCUUGCUCGGAAAUUUUAUACCCUGUACAAACUCUGCGAAGAGCAGCUGACGAAACAGGUUCACUACGACUUCGGUUUAAGGAAUAUAUUAUCCGUGCUAAGAACGCUGGGGGCGUCGAAGAGGGUGAAUUCGAAGGACUCUGAAAGCACUAUAGUUAUGCGGGUUUUGAGGGACAUGAAUCUAUCAAAACUCAUAGACGAAGACGAGCCUUUAUUCAUCUCGUUAGUAGCUGAUCUGUUUCCGAAUCAGGCUCUUGAAAAAACUUCCUACCCGGAACUGGAGGCUGCGAUUAAUGAACAAGUAGAAGACGCAGGAUUGGUGUAUCAUCCACCGUGGGUGCUGAAGUUAAUACAGUUGUACGAAACGCAAAGGGUGAGGCAUGGGAUAAUGACCCUGGGACCGACUGGUGCAGGGAAAUCCACUUGUAUUCAUAUCUUGAUGAAAGCCUUGACUCAAUGCGGCGAUUUCCACAGAGAGAUGAGAAUGAACCCGAAGAGCAUAACAGCGGCGCAAAUGUUUGGCCGGCUGGACGUGGCGACGAAUGACUGGACGGACGGUAUAUUUUCCGCCUUGUGGCGUAAAACUCUGAAACUGAAGGAAGGAGAGCACGUAUGGAUGGUGCUCGACGGUCCCGUCGACAGUAUAUGGAUCGAGAAUUUGAAUUCCGUCCUGGACGAUAACAAAACAUUGACUCUGGCGAACGGCGAUCGGUUAUCGAUGGCGCCCACCUGCAAAAUCAUCUUCGAGCCGCAUAACAUCGACAACGCGAGCCCGGCGACAGUGUCUCGCAAUGGGAUGGUUUAUAUGAGCUCGUCUGGGCUGGACUGGAAUCCUGUCGUUACUGCCUGGUUGAAAAGUAGGACACCCUUAGAGCAGGAAGUGUUCGAACAAUGCUUCGCCGACUCUUUUGCACAGAUUUACUCGUGGAGCACUCAAGCAUUAUCGAUGGCUAUAAACGUCUUGCAAUGCAACGUAGUGCAGCAGAUGCUGUACCUGCUCCAAGGUCUGGUCCCACCAGAGACUCCUGUGGAAGAGCAGGAAGACGAAGAAAUCGAAGAAGAGAGUCGACAACCAAUGACGAUGGAACACCUAAAACGGUUUUACAUUUUCUCUCUAAUAUGGGGUCUAGGAGCACUGCUAGAAACGUUGGACAGGCAGAAAUACGACUCGUACCUUCGAAGUAAUUUUGAAAAUUUAGACUUACCUACAUCAGAGAAAUACCUCGAUGCGAAGGUGUUCGAUUUCUAUGUAACUGAGAAAGGUAAAUGGGACACGUGGACGAGCAUGGUACCGCAUUACGUUUACCCAGAGUACUCGACGCCCGAUUAUAGCAACGUGCUGGUACCGAUCCCUGACAACGUGAGAAUACAGUAUUUGAUUGAUCUAAUCGGUCGGCAGGACAGAGCCGUUUUAUUGAUAGGAGAGCAAGGCUCUGCUAAAACGGUGAUGAUGAAGUCGUACAUGAAGAAGGCGAACCCUGAGACCACUCUGAACAGAUCGUUCAACUUCAGCUCGGCCACGAGUCCCUAUCAGUUUCAGAAGACCAUCGAGAGUUACGUGGAGAAACGUUUAGGCAGUACUUUCGGCCCACCGGGUGGCAAGAAGAUGUUGAUAUUCAUCGACGACGUGAAUCUACCGGAGAUAAACGAAUGGGGCGAUCAAGUGACGAACGAGAUCGUGAGACAGACGAUGGACAUGAAAGGGUUUUACUCUCUGGAGAAACCCGGCGAUUUCACUAGCAUCGUGGAUGUAACGUUCCUGGCCGCAAUGUGUCAACCCGGUGGAGGGAGGAACGACAUCCCUUCGAGGUUGAAGCGACAAUUUUGUAUAUUCAAUUGCACGCUGCCCACCGAGGCGUCUAUCGACCGUAUCUUCAGCGUGCUGGGAGAAGGUCAUUACAACGCAAAGAGAGGCUUCUCGGUAGAAGUCAGAGCUUUGGUGAAGAAAAUGGUACCGUUGACGAGGAUACUUUGGGAGAGGACGAGGUCCAAAUUAUUGCCGACACCAGCGAAAUUCCAUUACGUCUUCAGUCUUCGCGAUUUGUCGAGGAUAUGGCAGGGCAUGGUGGGCACGUUGUCUACGGUGAUUGAUAAGGAGAGCGUGCUCAUGCUAUUGUGGAAGCAUGAGUGCAGCCGAGUGUUCAGUGACAGGUUUACUGUGCAAGCUGAUAAAGAUUGGUUCGAGAAGGAAAUCGUGAAGAUUGUGAAGGAGAUGCUGGGCCAGGGCUACGUGGACAUGCUCGGGAAGAGUCCUGCGUUUGUGGAUUUCAUGAGGGAUGCUCCAGAGCCAACUGGCGAAGAGGGCGAAGACGCGGACGUGGAACUGCCGAAGGUCUACGAACCAGUUUACGAGGACCAAGUCCUGCGAGACAGGCUGGAAAUGUUCUUGUCACAGUUCAACGAGAUGCAAAGAGGCUGCGGCAUGGACUUAGUCUUCUUCCCCGACGCCAUGUUGCACCUGGUGAAGAUAUCCAGGGUCAUUAGACACCCGAAGGGCAACGUGAUGUUAGUAGGCGUGGGCGGAUCCGGCAAGCAGAGUCUAACAAAACUGUCGUCCUUCAUCGCCGGAUACAAAACGUUCCAAAUCACUCUGACUCGAUCUUACAACGUGGCAAACUUCUUAGAAGACUUGAGGUACCUCUACCGUACGUGCGGAGCUCAAGGAAAAGGUACCACGUUCAUAUUCACCGACCUGGACAUCAAAGAGGAGGGCUUCCUCGAAUACUUGAACAACAUUUUAAGUUCCGGCGUCAUCAGUAACCUCUUCACCCGCGACGAGCAGCAAGAGAUAAUUUCGGAAUUGACGCCAAUCUUGAGACGUGAGAAUCCAAAACGAUCCAUCAACAACGAAUUGGUGACAGACUUCUUUCUUCAGAGAACCUGCCAAAAUCUACACGUCGUUUUCUGCUUCUCUCCAGUCGGUGAGAAAUUCCGUAACCGCGCUCAGCGUUUCCCCGCGCUGAUAUCCGGUUGUACGAUCGACUGGUUCCAGCCGUGGCCAAAAGACGCUUUGAUCCUAGUAGCUAAACACUUCCUACACGAUUUCAACAUCGCCUGUUCCAGCGAGGUAAAAUCCGAACUGGUGAACGCGCUGGGUUCCAUACAAGACAUCGUGUCGAUCACGUCCUCAGAAUACUUCCAAAGGUUCCGUCGAGCCACCCACGUGACGCCGAAGUCAUACUUGAACUUCAUCGGUGGUUACAAGAACAUUUACCGAAGCAAACAGCACGAGCUCGGGGAGGGAGCCAAAAGGAUGGACACCGGUUUGGCAAAAUUAGAAGAGGCCUCAGUGUCAGUCGAGAUUUUAAAACGAGACCUGGCCAUGAUGGAGAAGGACCUGGUCCAAGCUUCAGAGAAAGCCGAGACUGUCCUGUUAGAAGUAACAGAGAGCGCGAUGCAGGCCGAGGCUUUCAAAAAUCAAGUGCAGAAAGUGAAGGAAAAAGCUGAACAGCUCGUAGCUUGCAUAGCCGAGGAGAAAGCGUUGGCUGAACAGAAACUAGAAGCCGCGAAGCCGGCGUUGGAAGAAGCGGAAGCUGCGUUGAACACGAUUAAACCGGCCCACAUAGCGACGGUCAGGAAAUUAGGCAGGCCUCCUCAUCUGAUCAUGAGAAUCAUGGACUGCGUGUUGAUUCUGUUUCAACGUAAGAUCGGUUCGGUUGUACCAGACACAGCCGCACCGUGUCCUAAGCCUUCUUGGGCCGAAUCGUUGAAACUAAUGGCCAGCACCACGUUUCUCCUUCAAUUGCAAAAUUACCCAAAGGACAUAAUAAACAACGAGAUGGUAGAACUGCUCCAGCCUUAUUUUAAGAUGGAAGAUUACAAUAUGGAAACGGCCAGGCGAGUCUGUGGCGACGUGGCUGGCUUGUUGUCCUGGACUAAAGCCAUGGCUUUCUUCCAUUCAGUGAACAAGGAGGUUCUACCGUUGAAGGCGAAUUUGGCAUUGCAGGAAGCGAGGUUAAAGGUAGCGAUGGAGGAUCUGGCUAACGCUGAGAGAGAACUAUCCGAGAGGGAAAUGGCACUGCAGGCUGUAAAGGAACAGUAUGACUCGGCGGUGUCUGAGAAACAAAGAUUGACCGAGGCAGCGAACGUGUGUCUGAGGAAAAUGACUGCUGCGACGGCGUUGAUCAACGGAUUAGGAGGCGAGAAGAUUCGUUGGACCGAGCAGAGCAGUGAAUUCAAGAUUCAACUAGGCAGACUAGUAGGAGACGUUCUACUAGCCACGGGCUUCUUAUCAUACUGCGGGCCGUACAAUCAACAGUACAGAAACAGUUUAGUCUCUUCUUGGAUGAAUAUUCUAGCGACCAAGUCUAUCCCCUUCACCAAGGAUUUGAACAUCACGAACAUGCUCGUGGACAGCGCGACGACGUCCGAAUGGACCCUUCAGGGUUUGCCAAACGAUGAAUUAUCAGUACAGAAUGCGCUCAUUGUAACGAAGUCCUCGUCCUAUCCUUUGCUAGUAGAUCCUCAGAAUCAGGGGAAGAUGUGGAUCAAGAAUAAAGAGUGUAUGAACGAGUUACAAAUCACGUCUCUGAAUCAUAAAUAUUUCCGGACGCACCUCGAGGACAGUCUGUCUUUAGGCAGGCCGUUGCUCAUCGAAGACAUAGCCGAAGAAUUGGACCCGGUGCUGGACAACGUGCUCGAAAAGAAUUUUAUCAAAUCUGGUUCCAUAGAGAAGGUGAUCGUAGGGGACAAGGAAUGCGACGUGAUGCCAGGUUUCAUGCUGUACAUCACGACGAAGCUACCGAAUCCUGCGUACAGCCCAGAGAUCUCUGCGAAAACGUCGAUAAUCGAUUUCACCGUGACGAUGUUAGGGCUUGAAGAUCAACUGCUGGGUAGAGUGAUUUUGAUGGAGAAGGCAGAUCUAGAGGCUGAGAGAGUGGCUCUAUUCGAAUCGGUGAUGACUAAUCAGAGGACGAUGAAGGAACUCGAGGGCACGUUGCUGCACAGGCUGACGUCUUUCGAAGGGUCUUUGGUCGACGACGAGGCUCUCAUAAACGUCCUCAGGGAGACCAAAGUGACUGCGGAGUCUGUGAACGAGAAGCUGAAGGUGUCUGCGUUGACUGAGAAGAAGAUAACGUUGGCUCGAGAGGAGUUCCGGGCUGUUGCGUCCAGAGGGUCCAUUUUAUACUUUCUCAUAGUGGAGAUGAGCAACGUGAAUGUGAUGUAUCAAAAUUCUUUGAGACAGUUCUUGACCAUAUUCGAUAACUCCAUCACGAAAUCUACUAAGAGUCCGAUUACCAAUGAACGGAUAAAUAUAAUCCUCCGUCAUCUGACUUAUGAGGUUUGGGCGUUUACUCUGAGGAGUCUAUAUGAACGGCACAAGUCGUUGUUCACUUUGAUGUUAGCAAUGAAGAUUGAUUGUCACCGGGGUGCGAUUUCCCACGCUGAGUUCAAUGCUUUUAUAAAAGGUGGUGCGUCUUUGGAUUUGAACGCAGUUGCCCCGAAACCCUUCAGGUGGAUUCUUGAUAUAACGUGGCUGAAUCUCGUCGAAAUUAGUAAACUCGAGAUGUUCUCGAAUAUUUUAACGGAGAUCGAGUUUAGUGAAAGGGAAUGGCGCGUCUGGUACGAGAAAGAGAAACCUGAGGAGGAGGAGCUACCUUGUGGGUAUCAGAAGAGGUUGGACGUUUUUAAGAAAUUACUUCUGAUCAGAUCCUGGAGUCCGGAUAGGACUUUGUCUCAGGCGAAGAACUAUGUGAUCGAAUCGCUGGGAAAAGAGUAUGGAGAGACGAAGAUUUUGGACCUGGAGGCCACUUGGUCAGAGUCUGAAGUCAGAACGCCGUUAAUAUGUAUUCUGUCCAUCGGAUCUGAUCCCAGUCCGCAGAUAACAGCCUUGGCCAAGCAAAAGUCCAUUCAAUUGCGAUCAGUGUCCAUGGGACAGGGUCAGGAGUUCCAUGCCCGACGUUUGAUCUCCGACGCGAUGAACAACGGUAGUUGGGUGUUACUGCAAAACAUUCAUCUAUCGCUUCCCUUCUGCACAGAAGUGAUGGACGCCCUCGUCGAAACGGAAACCGUCCACGAAGCGUUCAGACUUUGGAUGACCACAGAAGUGCACUCGCAAUUCCCUAUCGGAUUACUGCAGAUGGCCAUUAAAUUCACGAACGAACCGCCGCAAGGUAUCCGAGCCAGUUUGAAAAGGACUUAUCAAGGAGUAACGCAGGACAUGUUGGAUUACAGCACGCAGUCACAGUGGCCACCCCUUUUAUACGCUGUCGCGUUUCUACACACGGUCGUUCAGGAACGAAGAAAAUUCGGUCCCCUCGGCUGGAACAUUCCGUAUGAAUUCAACCAGGCUGACUUCGCUGCCUCAGUUCAAUUCGUACAAAACCAUUUAGACGACAUGGACCCUAAAAGGGGAGUCUCGUGGCCUACCGUUUGUUACAUACUUGGAGAGGUGCAAUAUGGCGGUAGAGUGACCGAUGAUUUCGAUAAACGAUUACUGACCACGUUUACCCAUGUUUGGUUUUGCGAUGUAUUGCUACGACCCGGAUUCGAGUUUUACCGUGGGUACAAAGUGCCACAGUCGAAAAAUCUUCAAGGCUAUUUGGAUUACAUCGAUGGCCUGCCUGCGAUGGACACGCCGGAAGUGUUUGGCCUCCAUCCGAACGCCGAUAUCACUUAUCAGAUAAACACGGCAAAAGGGAUACUAGACACGAUUUUAAGCGUCCAACCGAAAGAGGGAGGCGCGCAAGGGGGUGAAACCAGAGAGAAUGUCGUGUACAGACUCGCGGACGAUAUGCUGGCCAAAUUGCCGAAGCAGUACAAUUCCUUCGAGGUGAAAGAGGCCCUCCAACGCAUGGGAGCACUCCUGCCGAUGAACAUAUUUCUCAGACAAGAGAUCGACAGAAUCUCGAGAGUAAUCAACGAAGUACGUCGUACGUUGACGGAUUUGAAACUGGCCAUCGACGGUACCAUCGUGAUGAGCCAAGGCUUGCGAGAGUCUCUCGACGCUAUGUACGACGCCCGGAUUCCAGAAAAGUGGUUGAAAAUCUCGUGGGAAUCAGCAACGCUUGGGUUUUGGUACACAGAACUCUUAGAGCGGGACCACCAGUUCAGGCAAUGGUGCAUCCACGGCCGACCCAAGGUCUUCUGGAUGACCGGCUUCUUCAAUCCUCAAGGAUUUCUAACUGCGAUGCGACAAGAGGUGACUCGAGCGCACAAAGGAUGGGCCCUUGACUCUGUCGUGUUACAAAAUUUGAUUACAAGAUUCAACAAGGAGGACAUAAAAAAUCAGCCACAGGAGGGUGUCUACGUACAUGGAUUGUUCUUGGAGGGUGCAUCGCUCGAUCGGAAAACGAGAAAAUUAGUAGAAAGCAAGCCGAAGGUUCUGUACGAACAAAUGCCGGUGAUCUACAUUUACGCGAUAAACACAACUGCUGGGAAGGACCCGAAGCUUUACGAGUGUCCUAUAUACAGGAAACCUCAGAGGACCGAUUCCAAGUAUAUCGGAUCGAUAGAUUUCGAGACCGAUCACAAUCCUAGGCACUGGACGUUACGAGGUGUAGCGCUCUUAUGUGACAUCAAAUAAUGUUAAU